This is a messenger RNA of Topomyia yanbarensis, 1096 nucleotides long. Its product is annotated as armadillo repeat-containing protein 7. Lineage: Eukaryota; Metazoa; Arthropoda; Insecta; Diptera; Culicidae. The record is from RefSeq and is a predicted model, not a curated record.
CGAUAAUGAAUGUAAACAAACGUUUACAUUCAUUAUCACAUUGUAGCAAUACAAUGUGGCGGAAAGUGCAACAGAAUUUGUAAUACCAAUAAGUUCAAUUUUGAGGACAGCAUAAAAUCAAUUAAAAAAAUAUAGGUAAUUCUUAAAAUGAUCCUACGUUAAAAUGUUUAGUAAUUACGACCGUUUAAAAAAACGUACACCAAAAGAAGGAAUAGAUCGACGAGAAUAUAUCUCGCUACUCGUGGACGAAUACUACGAAACGAACAAUCUAGAAGCCCAGCAACAAGUGACAGCUAAUUUAGCAAACUUCGCCUACGAUCCAAUCAACUGGAACUUCCUGAAGCAGUCGAAGACUCACGAACUUUUCGUGGAAAUUUUGAAUGGUGCCGUGGAUUCAUCGUUGCUGGUCCACGCAGCAGCUGGAAUUUGCAAUCUAUGCCUUGAUGCCGAAAUCUCCGAAUACGUUAGACGCGGUGGAACUUUAAAGCAAAUCAAACUGCUUGUUCGUAAGCACAACGGAAAUUCCGAACUGAUAGCCCAUUUGCUAACAAUUUUAAUAUAUUUGGAUAACGAACCUAUUGAGGACGAAUUCCGUCAAUUGUGUGCAACUUUAAAAAAAGGAAGUAAUAGGAAAAUUGCAAACUUAGUGGAGUUAUUUAUAAAAGAUCAUGUUGCCCCAAAGUAGCGCUUAUUUUGUAGUCAAAAGGUUUUUACUUUGAGUCGAAUCUUUCGCCAGGAAGACUUGCUCCAGUUUGCAGAAUUUACCGGAGACAGCAAUCCAAUUCACCAGCAUAAAACAAGUCAACAGCGAUUUGUUAAUGGUGCUCUGUUGAAUGCCAUAACGGCGGGAAUUAUCGGUAGUAACUUUCCUGGCUAUGUUGUCGCAUCGCAGGAGUUUCGCUUUCCUAACCGAUGCCGGCUAGACGAGGAAACAAUGUUUACGGUGAAGGUUGGAGACCUUAGAAAAAUCGUUAGCGUUUCAUACGAGUGUCAGCAAGGUGGACAGACGGUGUUUGCUGGCACCGCAAAGUUGUUCGCAGUGAAGUUGUAACCGUUUUAGAAUGCUUUAGUAAAUAAAAAAAGACAUAUUUGUAAA